Messenger RNA from Momordica charantia (bitter melon), 2014 nucleotides. Its product is annotated as NOL1/NOP2/sun family protein. NCBI's taxonomy places the organism in Eukaryota, Viridiplantae, Streptophyta, Magnoliopsida, Cucurbitales, Cucurbitaceae. Gene Ontology annotation, molecular function: RNA methyltransferase activity; RNA binding. Gene Ontology annotation, biological process: RNA methylation. The record is from RefSeq and is a predicted model, not a curated record.
AUUCGUGACACUUAAAUUUGAUAAAUCGAGCUUGGGCCUGUUGAGACGAAUAAUUGGGCUUGGGCCCAAAACUAAGGAUGGUUGGGCUUGAGCCCAAAGCGACGAACGAUCGGUCCCAUGCAUACCAAUCUCGCUCGCUGUUUGCCGCCAUUGCUGCUGAGCUUCGCGUUCUCGCCGAGUCUAUCUUCGAAUGAAGAAAGUGAGGGACCGUCUUCUCAAAACCUUUUGCAGAACCUUCGUCACUCUCCAAAACCCUAAACCCCAGAUGGAGGAUCUGGCAGAAAGAUACAGUUACAACCCUGUUUUGAGAUGGAAUCCUCAGGUGGAGGAGUAUUUCAUGAAGGCUUACGGAGCGGAGCAUUUCGCCCUCAUUUCUAGAGCUCUAACGCAUCCAUCUGGCUAUUCAUGUAUACGCGUAAAUACACUCAAGUCCACAACCAAUACUAUUAUUGAGAAGUUAUCAACUAUUGUCAAAGAAACGGGAUAUUCAAAUUUUGAAAAUACAACAUUGAAUGGUGGUGAUGUUGAUGUCAAUGGUAUUGAACUUAUGCAAAGUGGCAGCCAGAGGGCCUCAGUGAGGAUUGAAGAUGAGAAAAACCCAAUUGGUAAACAGUAUCAACAUCCAUCCAUCUCAAGGUGUCAGGUACCUGGGUUAGACUAUGUUGUAUUUGUAAGGGGUUCAGGACCACACACAAUUGAUUAUGGUUAUGCAAAUGGCAGACCUCCAAAAGAAGUGAUUGUGAGCCGAAAAUGUGCUGAAGCAGUUCUUCGAGGUGCUCAGGUCUAUGUUCCUGGUGUUAUGGCUUGCAGUGCUCAUGUUGAGAGAGGGGACGUAGUUGCUGUUUCAGUUGCUGUGGAGCAGCCUGGGCUAGAUGGUGGAUGGAGUCUUGGUAUUACUCGAGGGACUGUUGUGCAGGGCUUACCGACUGAUCCUUAUCAUUCUGAAAGGAGUGGGUUAUAUAUUGGCCAAGGAACAACGGCAUUGUCAAGGGCUGGAAUAUUUCGUGUUACAGAAGGAAUUGCAGUGGACAUGAAUAAUAGAGUAUUUAAACUACCAUCCUUUCAUGAUGUGCUUGAGGGAGAAAUAUUUCUUCAAAACCUACCAAGCAUCGUCACUGCUCAUGCUUUAGAUCCCCAAAAAGGUGAACGUAUAUUAGACAUGUGUGCGGCACCUGGGGGGAAAACAACUGCAAUUGCAAUUCUUAUGAAGGAUGAAGGCGAGGUCAUUGCUGCUGAUAGGUCUCACAAUAAGGUGAUGGAUAUUCAGAAACUGGCUGCUGAGAUGGGGUUGAGUUGUAUAACUACCUAUAAGCUUGAUGCUCUUAAAUCUGUCAAUCGAAAAACUGAUUCCUGCAAAGGCACCACUUCGGUUUGCAUUGAUACUAACAAUGGUGUUGAAAAGCUGUCCGCAACUACUGAAGUGUUGGGAGUUGAUGAGACCAUAAAGCAAAAUGCUGACCUAAAGAAGAAUGGUAGGAGGCCACGGAAUGGUCCAGGAAGAAAUAAAUGCGUGGGUGGUAGAGUCGAAAACUCGAAAGGUUUUGCCCCCAACAGCUUUGACAGAGUCCUUCUGGAUGCUCCUUGUUCAGCCCUCGGUUUAAGACCUCGACUAUUCGCCGGGGAGGAAACAAUUGCAUCAUUAAAAAACCAUGCAAAGUAUCAGAGACGCAUGUUUGAUCAAGCUGUUCAACUAGUCCGCCCGGGUGGAGUCAUUGUAUAUUCAACCUGUACAAUAAACCCGGGUGAGAAUGAAGCUUUGGUUCGAUAUGCGUUGGAUACAUAUAAGUUCUUAACCUUGGCACCACAGCAUCCAAGGAUUGGAGGGCCUGGCCUUGUUGGUCAUUUUGAGUUUGCCGAUCAUUCUGUGGAGGAAUGGUUAAGACCCGGUGAAGAACACCUUGUUCAAAGGUUUGAUCCAUCGUCGCCUCUCGAUACAAUUGGAUUUUUCAUCGCCAAGUUUUCUGUUGGCUCUAAAGAUUCUGUACAGCAAGAUCAUAUUGCACAUGCGUCAUGA